AUGGUCCUCCCCAUGAGGCCGCUGUGCUUGGUGCGCGGAGUCCCGGCGCUGCUCUACACCUUGCGGUCCAGCUGCCUGGCCGGGAGGCACAAGGGCAACGUCAGUUUCCCAGGUGGCAAGUGUGACCCGGCUGACCAGGAUGUGGUGCACACGGCCCUGAGGGAGACCCGGGAGGAGCUGGGCCUGGCUGUGCCCGAGGACCAUGUGUGGGGUGUCCUGCAGCCCGUAUAUGACCAGGCAAAGAACACCGUGGUGCCGGUGCUCGCUGGAGUGGGCCCGCUGGAUCCCCAGAGCCUCCAGCCCAACCCUGAGGAGGUGGAGGAAGUGUUUGCACUGCCCCUGGCCCACCUGCUGCAGGCGCAGAACCAAGGCUACACCCACUUCUGCAAGGGUGGCCACUUCCGCUACACAAUGCCUGUCUUCCUGCACGGGCCACACCGCUUCUGGGGCCUCACCGCUAUCAUCACCGAGUUCACCCUGCAGGUUUUAGUACCUGGCGCCUACCAGCCCCGCCUGGAUAUCCCUGGCGUGGAGGCUCCGGGGCUGAAGACUGGCCCCAGGCAGCCCCUGCCCUCACCCUGCCAGGCCAGCGCCACCUCAGGACUGAAUAAAGAGCCUUUACCAACUCUUGGGCAACUGCAUCUUCUGUGCUAG
Messenger RNA from Myotis brandtii (Brandt's bat), 654 nucleotides. RefSeq names its product nucleoside diphosphate-linked moiety X motif 8, mitochondrial-like. Lineage: Eukaryota; Metazoa; Chordata; Mammalia; Chiroptera; Vespertilionidae. The record is from RefSeq and is a predicted model, not a curated record. Gene Ontology annotation, molecular function: coenzyme A diphosphatase activity.